UCAGUGUGUGGAAACAAGAGCUGGAGAUUCACACAGAGUGAGGCAUUUAUCCUGUGGAGAGAAGCCGUGCUGUCUUAAUUGUCAAAUCAGAAUGUUAACUCUCAUCUGGGUGAUUCUGCUCUUCACUGACACAGGUUCUGGGACUUCCCAGUGUCCAAAGAGCAACAGCAGUAUCACACUAAGUGAUAAAAAUGUAUCAGCACAGGCUGGACUGUGUGUUGUUCUAGCAUGUUCUGUUACUACAGACGAUGUUCAUGUUGAAAAUAUAACUUGGUAUAAACAUGAUGGAAAAGUAAAUAAAACAGUAUUUGGCUUCAGUAACAAUACGAAAACUGACCCUGAGUUUAAAGGGAGGGUGUCACUGUUGGAGGCUGACCUGAAAAAAAAGAACUGCAGCAUCAUCAUCAACAAUCUCACCAAGUCGGACUCUGGAUCAUAUCACGCUGUCGCUAAGACAAAGACUCACUGCACACUGAUUGCAAACAUCACAGUCACAGUUACAGAGCUGAGUGAAAAGCCCACACUGGAGAUUCCUGAAAUAACAGAGGGAGAGCAGACUACACUGACCUGCAGCGCUCCUGGUCUCUGCCCUGGAUCCACUCCUAAUAUCACCUGGAUAUGGAGUGAAUCAGGACAAAACCACUAUGAAAUCAAAGAAAACAACACUGAAUUCAAGUCUGAGAAUCCGAAUGCUUUCAAGUCAACUCUGACCUUUAAUGCUUCAGCAAAACACAACGGUAGCCAGGUCACCUGUAAGGUCACCUUCAAAAAUGUCACAAUAAAUGAGACAAAAACUCUUAAAUUUAAAGGAAAAUAUGCACCAAGAAUCUUGAAUGACUCUAAUUGUAGCGCUCAGUCAAAGGUUUUGACCUGUGUGUGUAUCAGUGAGGGGUUUCCUUCACCCACCAUCAAAUGGCCACACUUGGAGAGCCACACUGAGUACUCUGUAGCAACCAAAGUGUCAAACACCAGUGUCACCAGCACCAUCACUGUGUCCCAAGAUCACUGUCACAACUCCACUAUUGAAUGUGUCAGCAGUAAUAGUAAUGGAUAUGCAAAUGUCAGCCUUAUAAUAAAGGAGUUGAAUGCUAAUUCAUCACCAUCUGAAGAAAAAAAUAACUAUAUAUUCAAACAGUUUUUAACGAUUAUUCAAGAGAAGAAAGUCUACAUUGCAGUGUUGACGGGGUUUGUGAUUGGGAUAAUCCUUUCAACAGUCAUUGCUUGUUUGGCAACAAAAUGUCGCAGAAAAAAGUGGAAGAGGUCAGAAAAUCUGUCUGAAAACCUGGAGAUGGUGACUUCUGAAGCUGGUCCAACGAUGGAUGCUGAUCAAGUAGCAACAUAUGAUGGGAUCCGUGAGCCAGAGGACGCUCAAGGAGAAGCUGAGUCUGUUGUGCAAUUACCAUCCAAUGGAAACUGCACAAAAGAGGUGGAGUACUCUGACAUUAACUUCUCUGCACUAAGACCCAAGAACCCUGAAGAGGCAGCAAACACACAGGCCACAGACACAGAGUAUGCUGAAAUUAAAAGAGAAGAACUGAGACAAGAAGACGCCCAAGAGGACAGUGAAAUGUUGGAGGGCAAUGAAGAGAAUGAGUUGAUGAGUAAAAAGGCCAAAGAGGAAGGUGAGGAUGUGGCGCUGUAUUCCAGUGUGGAGGAAUUAAUGGGUUAAUUAUGAGAGCUGUGAGCUCUAUGACAUUUGGAGAGAUUAACUGUGAAGCAUCACACAACCAUUACAACCAGAAGAUACAUGCAUACUGUAAUCAAUGUAUGCGUUGAGAAUUGUGUGUGAUUUGUUAGAUGAGAUGGAAUUUCUGGGAUUUUUCAAUUACCAAAAAUAUAAGAAUGUGUGUAAUAUAAAAGGAUAAACGCGUUUCCACAGGACUUACAAAAAUGGUAAAAAUA
This is a messenger RNA of Pelmatolapia mariae (spotted tilapia), 1902 nucleotides long. RefSeq names its product sialic acid-binding Ig-like lectin 12. NCBI's taxonomy places the organism in Eukaryota, Metazoa, Chordata, Actinopteri, Cichliformes, Cichlidae. The transcript has 8 exons. The record is from RefSeq and is a predicted model, not a curated record. The coding region runs from base 92 to 1669 and encodes 525 amino acids.